Molecule: messenger RNA, 1162 nt
Organism: Mycena citricolor
Lineage: Eukaryota; Fungi; Basidiomycota; Agaricomycetes; Agaricales; Mycenaceae
Source: the annotation of a GenBank genome assembly
ACGCGAUCGAUUCCGUUGUUCGCUAUCUACUCUCAACCAUGCAUGUCGACACGUCCACCUCGCGAGGCUAUAAGAGGCGGGGCUCAAACGCAGUCAGAGGACAACAGAAACUCAAACAACUAACUUCAACAACAUCUACUCAUCCAUACUCGAUCCGUCGAUGUCUCCUACAUACUCCUCAUUCGCAGUGAUCGGUGCUGGCGCUGUCGGUGGCCCCAUCCUCGCCGCCCUCGGUGCCCAGCCCUCUGCGAAAGUCAUCCUUCUCUCGCGCAGCACGUCCAAGACGGUCCCUGCGAAUGUCCAGGUCAUCCAAAUCCCGUCGUACGACAACGUGCCGGCCGUUACUGCCGCACUCAAGGCACACAGCGUCGAAGUGAUCGUGUCGACGCUAAACAUCGCGGCUCUUCCCGCUCAGCUCGCUGUCGUUGAUGCAGCGAAGCAGGCCGGUGUCAAGCUGUUCGUGCCGUCCGAGUUUUCCUUUACGACGGAGGGAGCCACCGAGGGAUCGUUGGGCGAGAAGCAAAAGACAAUCGAUAAGCUCCAGAGCGUCGGCGUGCCCUACCUCCGCAUGUUUACCGGAUUGUUCAUCGAGUUUGUGCCCUGGGCCGUGAACUACAACGCGGAGGCCAAGAAGCUUUAUGUGGUCGGCAAAGCGGAAGGCCCCGUCUCGGUCGUAUCCAGCGCCGAUAUCGGUGACUUUCUAGCACAUAUCUUUACCCACCAACCCGCCUCCGCGCUCGAGAACAAGGUCUUGCGCAUCGAAGGUGAGCGCCUCCAGGGUUUCCGGUCCCUCGGGCCGCUCUUUGGCGCGGAGGUGGUGACUGUCAAAGCGAUGGAAGGGGAGCUGGCUCACUUCAAAGAUAUGUUGAUGGGCCUUGCUGACCAGGGUAUGGCUACCACCGGCUACGGCGUCAAAGGUGUGUCCGAUGAAGAGGCGUCCAAGAGCGGAAACGCGCUGUGGGCGGGACAUCAGUGGAAGACUGUCAAGGAUGUUUUCGGUCUCUAGUCGACGAGAAACUCCUGAUAAAUGGACAAUUUGUGGACCAUGCAAUCUUACCUUUUCCCACCACGCAUUGUUCUUACGUACUUGAGGCCUGGCAUUAGAAUACUCAGCUUGUUUCAGCGCAUUGGCACCCUUCAUCUCGAAUAGAACUCUAUUGAU